This is a messenger RNA of Spea bombifrons (plains spadefoot toad), 2046 nucleotides long. RefSeq names its product paraspeckle component 1 (gene PSPC1). The record is from RefSeq and is a predicted model, not a curated record. Gene Ontology annotation, molecular function: RNA binding. Lineage: Eukaryota; Metazoa; Chordata; Amphibia; Anura; Pelobatidae. Gene Ontology annotation, biological process: regulation of DNA-templated transcription. The transcript has 9 exons. The coding region runs from base 116 to 1678 and encodes 520 amino acids. Gene Ontology annotation, cellular component: nucleus.
AGUCGGAAAAUUUUCUAGGCGCCAUCUUGAAGCGGCGAAGACGCGGUAGCUUCAGUUUUCUGGCUCCGGUGAUUGGCUGCAACGUGGUAAAUAUUGACGGUUUUGGAUUCCCGGGAUGGCAAUGACAAACAGAAACCUGAGGCAGGUGCGCAUAGAAAAGAAUAACAAUGGGAAUAACGGCGGUGAACUGAUGUCGCCGCCUCAGCAGCAGUUGGUACAUUCGAACAAGAAUAAGCACAGCCUGGACCUCUCCGAAGGGGAUCCUUCUCUCAUGCCACCCAAGAUAGAAGACGGCGAGGAAGAGAAAGCGGUGACCAUUGAUAUCAAAAGCCUCCUGAAGCCAGGAGAGAAGAGCUACACUCAGCGCUGCCGUCUGUUCGUGGGGAACCUGCCCACCGAUAUCACAGAGGAGGACUUCAAAAAGCUGUUUGAUAAAUAUGGCGAGCCCAGCGAGGUUUUUAUCAAUAGGGACCGGGGUUUCGGCUUUAUCCGUCUGGAAUCAAGAACACUUGCGGAAAUUGCCAAAGCCGAGCUUGAUGGUAUGAUCCUCAAAAAUAGACCCCUGCGCAUUCGUUUUGCUACUCAUGGAGCCGCAUUAAGUGUCCGAAACCUCUCUGCUGUGGUUUCAAAUGAACUCCUUGAAGAAGCUUUCUCCAUUUUUGGUCCUGUAGAGAGAGCUGUGGUUAUUGUGGAUGACCGUGGCAGACCAACGGGCAAAGGCUUUGUAGAAUUUGCAGCAAAACCCCCAGCUCGGAAGGCUUUGGAGAGGUGCACAGAAGGAGCAUUCCUAUUGACCACAACGCCACGGCCGGUCAUUGUUGAACCAAUGGAGCAGUUCGACGAUGAAGAUGGUUUACCAGAAAAAUUCAUGCAGAAGACUCAGCAGUAUCUUAAGGAAAGGGAGGAACCUCCACGGUUUGCUCAGCCUGGUACAUUUGAGUUUGAAUAUUCUUCUCGAUGGAAGGCGCUGGAUGAAAUGGAGAAACAGCAGAGAGAGCAGGUGGACCGAAACAUCAGGGAAGCUAAAGAGAAGCUGGAGGCAGAAAUGGAAGCUGCCAGACACGAACAUCAGCUCAUGCUCAUGAGGCAAGAUCUUAUGCGCAGGCAAGAAGAGCUUCGAAGACUCGAAGAGUUAAGAAAUCAGGAGCUCCAAAAACGCAAGCAAUAUCACAUGAGACAUGAAGAAGAGCAAAGGCGACGUGAAGAAGAGCUUAUCCGCCAUCGUGACCCUGAGGGAUUCAAGUCUGGCUACAUGGAUGCCAGAGAACAGGAUAUGAGAAUGGGUGAUAUGGGCGUCCGUGGAUCAAUAAGCAUGGGAGAUACCUAUAGCCCAGCACCUGCUGGUAGCCAAGGUCCUCCUCCCAUGAUGGGGAUGAAUAUGAACAGCAGAACGACAAUGCCUGGCCCUUCUAUGGGUUCUGGUGCCGCGAUACCUACUGAGGGAACGGCCAGCCUGGGAGCAACAAUGAUGCCAGAUGAUGGAUCAGUGCGCAAUGAUAGAUUUCCACAAGCAUCUCCAUCACAGAUGGGCUCCCCCAUGGUUAACAGAGCAGGAACUGAAGCUGCUCCGCCAGCAAUGGGUGGUGUAAAUGCUGUUGGUGGUGGUGGACCUGGUGGCUUUGGUAGAGGAAAUCAAGGGGGAAAUUUUGAAGCAUCUAACAAACGACGCCGUUAUUAGUACAUCAUUCCAUACUGUUCAGAAAAAGGUUCCACGAAUUCCGUUGGAAUGCCGUUUUUUUUUUUUUUUAUUUUAAAGUGUUAUACAAGACCACCCUUUUGACAUACAUGUAGUAUUUGUAGAUUUUUUUAUGUACCCUCAUACUUUUUAUGUUCUGGUCAAUAAUGUGAUAUUAACAUAAUUCAUUGUGAUAGUUGAAUGUGACUUUGAUCUAAACUAUAUAAAUACAUAUAUCUAUCUGUGAUGGUGUGUUGCAUAAAAAUGUGUUGACAAAAAAGCAAAGCUACAUGUUGAAUGGUCUAAUAAACUACAUUUUAAAAGUAGAAAUUAAAUCUGAAGCCCAAAUAAAGCAAGGGGCUGUAUUUUAA